AUGUUAAGAGCUGAAGCACAAACAAGCGAAGGAAGCCUCUACACAGUCCUAAAAAUACCAAGAACGGCCAGCACCGAGCAGGUGCGGGAGGCGUACAAGAAGGCAGCAAAAAGAACACACCCAGACAUUUACGAGGUAAAGCAGGGGGAGUUCGAGGAAGUCAACAAAGCAUACACGAUUCUCACAAACAAAAAGAACAGGCUUCUGUACAACGCGUUCGGAGAUAGCAUACUUCCCAUUCUGCUGGACCUCCGAUACGCCCCGUACAUAGAAACCUUCCUCUGCAAGCAGAUGCUGGUGGCCGGCCUUCUUCUGGGCGCGUGCGCCCUUCUGUCGACAGUCUUCUACCCGUACCUCGCUCUUAUGGUGGGGCUGGGGGUUCUUCCUUACUACACAGCAACGCUGGCCCCGCACUGCGUCACGUACGGCAUAGCUGCAGGCAUCGCAUGCAGGCUGAAAGUGGACGGAGUGCAGAGAAAAGUGCUGGCGUAUGCGUGCACGGCCGGGCUGGGCCUAAGCACGGUCGUCUUCUUCGCGCUGUAUCUGGACGGGCUCAUUAGCGCGCCCGUCUUGGCUUGCAUGCAUGCGUGCAUCGAGAUUCUGCGCAUAGUACUGGAGCUGGGGAAAAGUCUGAAGUAUCUGUCGAUAGCCCCGCUGUCGUACGUCCUGCGAAAAACCACAAGGAAGGUCUUGCGGUACGAGUACGUGCUGGGCGUGAUUUUCCGCGGAGUGCAGUGCGCCCUGCUUGUGCUCGCCCUUCCGACGUACAUCAAGGCGCUGCCUCUGGCCGUGUACGUUUUCUGCUUUAUGGUGUGCAAAAAGGGGCUAACCGUGUCUGGGGUUGCUUUGUCGGCAGCAGCUCUGGCUUUCUCGCUUUUCACAGUAUACCUGGGCGGAGGAAGCUUUGGCGUGGUUGGGUGGGUUGCUGCAGCGGUCGUUUUUUCUCUGAAGCUGUUUGUGGUGGGCAGGGUCUCGAUGGUCGUGCACGCCAUAGCAAAGGAGGGGCAGUGGGGCGCCGGCAGCGUGCUUGCACGACGCGCUGCAGGCCGGCUGGCUGCGCCCAUGUAA
Nematocida major is the source of this 1068-nucleotide messenger RNA. RefSeq lists its product as uncharacterized. The record is from RefSeq and is a predicted model, not a curated record. The coding region runs from base 1 to 1068 and encodes 355 amino acids. Gene Ontology annotation, molecular function: misfolded protein binding; protein-folding chaperone binding. The transcript has a single exon. NCBI's taxonomy places the organism in Eukaryota, Fungi, Microsporidia. Gene Ontology annotation, cellular component: endoplasmic reticulum.